This is a messenger RNA of Pezoporus occidentalis (night parrot), 2959 nucleotides long. It is a transcript of the gene GNB3, whose product is annotated as G protein subunit beta 3. Gene Ontology annotation, biological process: G protein-coupled receptor signaling pathway. Gene Ontology annotation, cellular component: cytoplasm; heterotrimeric G-protein complex. Bases 892 to 1914 code for a protein of 340 amino acids. Lineage: Eukaryota; Metazoa; Chordata; Aves; Psittaciformes; Psittacidae. The record is from RefSeq and is a predicted model, not a curated record. Gene Ontology annotation, molecular function: protein binding; signaling receptor complex adaptor activity. The transcript has 9 exons.
UAAGUGUGCUCUGCAGUCUGGAAAAGAGAUGGAUGAAGACAGAUAUGACAAAGACCUGUAAAAUACCAAGUGAUACUGGGGUGAAUAGAGACUAGUUAUAUUUGCUGAUUCUUCCAACUCAAAAGCUAGGGACCACCAAGUGGAACUAGUGCCUUUGCGGAGUAACAGAACAGAUCUUCUUUGCAGAGCCUGAGGGUACAGAGGAUGCUAAACUUUGACAUAGGCACAAAAAUUGUGCGGACAAAUGAAUAGAAGAAAAUUCCAUCGAGGAUUUUCAACUAAUGCUGCCUCUAGCUUUGAACAUCAAUGAAAGGCUGGGGCUAGGAAAGUAGGAGAAAUACCACUAUCUACUUAUGUAGGUCCUUACAGAUCCUUUUCCCUUGAUGGUCAAAGAUCACCCCCCAGGUGGGCACAGCCUGGUGAUGCUUUUGCCUAGGACAAAUGAUCUGAGACAGCCAUGGGGCUCCUCCUCCUGGAUCUGAGGGGGACAGCUUGGCCACGGACCCGAAGAAGGCAAUGAGGCAGACCCAGAACUUGACAGGGCUUGGGAUGGAAAGAUUAAAAACAAAGAGGUGAGGGCACAAGUGUUUCCAGAACCCCCGUCAGAAGCUCUAGAGGUCUUCAGCUUCUCAGUAUAUUCGUAAGCAGGAUACCAGACCAAACGGACCUUUGAUCAGGCCAAGUAUAGUCUUGCUAAAGGCUUUGACAAGCUACAGCACAUUACCAAGCAGUCAGGCAAGAAAUGGCUGCACAGCUUUUAUUAGAGGUGCCUAUAUUUGCAUAACUGAGCAGUCACAUCAGUGCCCUUUCUAUUUCACACCUCUCUCCCUGGAUUUCUCUCCCCAGAAUCAAGGUUGCCGCACAAGGAAGAGCCACCUCUAGGUCAGAAAGAUGGGGGAAAUGGAACAGAUGAAGCAGGAGGCUGAGCAGCUGAAGAAGCAGAUUGCGGAUGCCCGGAAAGCCUGUGCAGACACAACGCUUGCUCAGAUCGUGUCCGGUGUGGAGGUUGUUGGCCGCAUCCAGAUGCGGACCCGAAGAACCCUGCGUGGGCACCUGGCCAAGAUCUACGCCAUGCACUGGUCCACAGACUCCAAACUUCUGGUCAGUGCCUCACAAGAUGGGAAACUGAUCGUGUGGGACACAUACACAACUAACAAGGUUCAUGCCAUCCCUUUGCGUUCUUCCUGGGUCAUGACCUGUGCCUAUGCUCCCUCGGGCAAUUUUGUGGCCUGUGGAGGCCUUGACAACAUGUGCUCCAUCUACAGCCUCAAGACUCGUGAAGGCAACGUCAAAGUGAGCAGGGAGCUCUCAGCCCAUACAGGUUACCUCUCCUGCUGCCGAUUUCUUGAUGACAACAACAUUGUGACUAGCUCUGGAGAUACCACAUGCGCGCUCUGGGACAUUGAGACAGGGCAGCAGAAGACGGUGUUCCUGGGUCACACCGGUGACUGCAUGAGCUUGGCCGUCUCCCCAGACUUCAAACUCUUCAUCUCUGGGGCUUGCGAUGCUACAGCCAAACUGUGGGACGUGCGAGAGGGCACCUGCCGCCAGACCUUCUCAGGGCACGAGUCUGAUAUCAACGCCAUCUGUUUCUUCCCUAACGGUGAAGCCAUCUGCACGGGCUCUGACGAUGCCACCUGCCGCCUCUUUGACCUCCGGGCAGACCAGGAGCUCAUCGUGUACUCUCAUGAGAGCAUCAUCUGCGGGAUCACAUCCGUCGCCUUCUCCCGCAGCGGGCGCCUCUUGCUUGCUGGAUAUGACGACUUCAACUGCAACAUCUGGGACUCCCUGAAAGCAGAGCGUGUGGGAAUCCUUUCUGGCCAUGACAACAGAGUGAGCUGCUUGGGGGUGACAGCAGAUGGCAUGGCCGUUGCCACCGGCUCCUGGGACAGCUUCCUCAAGAUUUGGAACUGAAGCCAGAAGCAGAGAGGGAAAGAGCAACAGAAGCAUGGUCCACAGCCAGAGCCCAUGCAAACAGCAUUGUCAGCUGAGCACAACGAAAUGCCUACCUAUCACUCCCGCUUGUCUCUAGACACAGGUCGCUUGUAGGGGUCUCCCAGAGUGAAAGGGAAAGGAGAGUUUGGGGAGGGGGAGCUGGGGAGCAGGAACACACACUGGCCCUUCUCUUCACCUCUAAACAGGCCCAGCAGCUUCCAGCCUUGUGCAGGCUUGAACACCUGCAAAACUCUGUUCAUUAUAUCUCAGGACUUUACAUUACAGUUCAGACACCCUGCGUCUUCCUUCAAACACCUCUACCUGCAUCAACAGCCAUCCUUCAGAGGGCCCCACAUCCAGCACCUGUCCCAGACAACUCUACCUGUGCUUGUCUGUGCAGCUGCCCUAUAUCCCUGCAGACAACCUCAGAGACAUACUGGGUUUGAGAAUUCUAUCAUACAACCUCAGACAAAAAGCUAGUGUAAAUUGGGCUCAUUUUCCAUUGGGGAAGACUUAGCUCAAAUCUUAUCUAUGCAUAAAUGAGGGAGAGAUAGCUCUCAGGCCUGAUAGAAUACCGGGAAUCAUUAUAUUUAUUCUUAUUUAUUGUCUGCUUCUUGCUGUUCCUUCUCUUUUUGCCUCAUCCCUGCAUUGUGUGGUGACCCUGUCAAACCAGUAGCCACCAACCCGUUUUCAAGUCUGUUACAGACCUCCAUAGCCCAGGCAAAUAAAGAAAGUUCACAUAAGCACAGCAGGCUGUGUUCUUACCAUCACUGCAAUGAGCUACUGCAAACAUCACCCUCUUUCUGUAAAUACUGUCUGCUGACCCCAUCCAGAUAGCAUCUCAUCCCCAGGCCUUCCUCUUCCUUCAAAGUGCCCAGGGGUGGGUAUUCCUCACCUAUGUUUUCAGUUGAGAAGAGGCUGUUAGUCCCGACAUUGCUGCCCUAGAGCUGAAAAUGUAUCCUUGCACACCUUGUAGUUACAAGCUCUGUUAUCAGGGACAGGCAUCAUGUUCAACCAGCCACUA